UCGUUGUCGAGUGUCGACUCGCCUUCUGGUUUCCUUCCCUCUCUUCCGAGCACCCGUCGCAGUUCCGCAUCGCCUCCCCCCACCGCUCCUGAUCAAAACCCUAGUCCUAGGAGGACCUAGGGCCUCGCCUGCGGCGCGUGCGCGUUCCCCGGGGAGCUUGCACGCGAUCUCCUCGUGGAGGGGAGGAGGCGGGAGGCGAUGGGUGGGGCGGUCUCCGUCAGUGCCGAGGCGGCGGGGGAGUACCCGGUGGUGCUGAACGUGUACGACCUCACGCCGCUGAACAACUACGUCCACUGGUGCGGGCUCGGCAUCUUCCACUCCGCCGUCGAAGUCCAUGGGUUGGAGUACAGCUUUGGAGCUCAUGAUCAUCCAACAAGUGGUGUUUUUGAGGUGGAGCCGAAGAGCUGCCCGGGCUUCUUGUAUCGAUCUACGAUUUUCAUAGGCCGUACAACUCUACAUCCCUUGGAAUUUCGAGAGUUCAUUCAGAGAAUGGCAUCGGAAUAUCAUGGGGAUACUUACCACCUUAUAUCCAAGAACUGUAACCACUUUACAGAUGAUCUUAGCACCAGAUUGACAGGAAAGCCUAUUCCUGGUUGGGUUAACCGGCUUGCUAAGCUAGGUGCCUUCUGCAACUGUCUUCUACCAGAAAGUAUGCGGUUGGAGUCGACUGAGACAAAGAACCUUGCAGACUGUCAUUUUUCAGAUGGAUCCACCACAACCAGCAACGAGCAGUUGGAAUAUGAUGAUCUUGAAGACAAACACCUGCUUUCACAAUCUUCUCUUGGUCAUGAUGCAAUUGUAAAGGAAGUCCACAGGUGAAGUUUACUGAAGCCAUACAGAAUAGUUCAGUGUGCAGUGUAUUAUUCAUUUUGUACAUUGUAAUUCUGUGUUAAAAAAAAUGUAAUGUGCCCUUCCUAUUGUAUUUGAAUAUUUAUAUACUGCCACUGGCUUGUUCGGUGUCAUGAAUGUGUUUGUUCAUUCCACUCGUAUAAUAUUGUAACCGUGCUACCCUCCCUAGGUAGUCUGAGAUUCAGAGCCCAUGCAUGAUCUUAAUUCAUUACUACUCCUGUAAAUGUAAUUCAAAACGUGGGCCUUGCUUCAAUUGAUUCCUUUUCUUUUGAAAUAA
Brachypodium distachyon (stiff brome) is the source of this 1126-nucleotide messenger RNA. RefSeq names its product deSI-like protein At4g17486. Gene Ontology annotation, biological process: protein deubiquitination. The record is from RefSeq and is a predicted model, not a curated record. The transcript has 4 exons. NCBI's taxonomy places the organism in Eukaryota, Viridiplantae, Streptophyta, Magnoliopsida, Poales, Poaceae. Gene Ontology annotation, molecular function: deubiquitinase activity. Bases 199 to 819 code for a protein of 206 amino acids.